AUGUCCUCCAGACCAGAGCUCAAGGUCGACGACGAACAUGGCUUCAUUCGCUUCUACAAGUCCCUGCCCCAACUUGGCGAAGAGGCUAUCAGGAUUUUCGACAGAGGCGACUGGUACACAGCUCACGGCGACGAUGCCACCUUUAUUGCCCGAACUGUCUACAAGACAACAUCCGUCAUUCGCCAGCUAGGUCGAAGCGACCAUACCGGCCUUCCAUCAGUUACCAUGACCGUUACCGUAUUUCGACAAUUCCUGCGUGAAGCUCUUUUCAAGCUAGGGAAGCGAAUCGAGAUAUGGGCCAGUCCCAGUGGCCGCAUGAACUGGAAGGUCGUCAAGCAGGCUUCUCCGGGAAACCUGCAGGACGUGGAGGAUGAACUAGGUGGCCAGUUCGAGGGAGCGCCCGUCAUCCUGGCGGUCAAAAUCUCGGCAAAGGCUUCGGAAGCCAGAACAGUGGGAGUGUGCUUUGCCGAUGCCAGUGUGCGGGAACUGGGAGUCAGCGAGUUCCUCGACAAUGAUCUAUAUUCCAACUUCGAAGCGUUGCUCAUUCAACUAGGCGUCAAGGAGUGUAUCGUCACACAGGACAAGGGCGAGAAGGAAAAGGACCCAGAGUUGGCCAAGUUGAGGCAGAUCAUCGACAACUGCGGUGUUGCCAUAGCAGAGAGGUCUGCGGGCGAGUUCGGCACCAAGGACAUCGAGCAAGAUCUGUCACGGCUAUUGAAGGAUGAGCGCGCUGCCAGCUUGCUCCCACAAACCGACUUGAAACUCGCCAUGGGAUCUGCCUCAGCCCUGAUCAAGUAUCUAGGCAUACUGCAUGAUCCGUCCAAUUUUGGCCAGUAUCAACUGUACCAGCAUGACUUGGCCCAGUUCAUGAAGCUGGAUGCGGCAGCAUUGAAGGCUCUCAACCUCAUGCCUGGUGCUAGAGAUGGCGCAAAGAACAUGAGUCUGUAUGGGUUAUUGAACCACUGUAAGACUCCAGUGGGAAGCAGACUACUGUCCCAAUGGCUCAAGCAGCCCCUGAUGAAUGCCGAGGAAAUUGAGAAGCGCCAGCAACUGGUUGAGGCCUUUGCCAAUGACACCGAGCUACGACAGUCAAUGCAGGAGGAACAUCUUCGAUCCAUCCCUGACUUAUAUCGGCUGUCUAAGCGGUUCCAGCGUGGUAAAGCGACACUAGAGGACGUUGUGAGGGCAUACCAAGUGGUUAUACGCCUGCCCGGCUUUAUUGGAACCCUCGAAGGCGUCAUGGAUGAAGCCUACCGCGACCCUCUUGAUGAGGUCUACACCAACAAACUCCGCGAGCUCUCAGACAGCCUCGUUAAGCUGCAGGAAAUGGUCGAGACCACAGUUGACCUUGACGCCCUCGACAACCACGAGUUUAUUAUCAAGCCCGAGUUUGACGAUAGCCUACGCAUCAUCCGCAAGAAGCUCGACCGGCUUCGCACAGACAUGGACAACGAGUUCGCCGAAGCCGCCGAGGAUCUCGGCCAGGAGCGCGAGAAGAAGAUCUUCCUCGAGAACCACAAGGUUCACGGCUGGUGUAUGCGUCUAACCCGCACCGAGGCUGGCUGCAUUCGCAACAACUCGCGCUACCUCGAGUGCUCAACCCAGAAGAACGGUGUCUACUUCACCACCAAGACCCUCCAAGCGCUCCGCCGCGAGUUCGACCAGCUCUCCCAGAACUACAACCGCACCCAAAGCAGUCUCGUCAAUGAAGUCGUCGGCGUGGCCGCCUCAUACUGCCCUGUCCUCGAGCGGCUCGCCGCCGUUCUCGCCCACCUCGACGUCAUCGUCUCCUUUGCGCACUGCUCUGUCCACGCUCCCAUCUCCUAUGUCCGACCCAAGAUCCACCCUCGCGGAACCGGCCGCACCGUCCUCACCGAAGCCCGCCACCCGUGUAUGGAAGUCCAAGACGACGUAACCUUCAUCACCAACGACGUCACCCUCACGCGCGAGGACUCGUCCUUCCUCAUCAUCACCGGCCCCAACAUGGGCGGCAAGUCGACAUACAUCCGACAGAUUGGUGUGAUUGCGCUCAUGGCGCAAAUAGGCUGCUUCGUGCCCUGCUCAUCAGCAGAACUAACCAUUUUCGACAGCAUUCUCGCCCGCGUCGGCGCGUCCGACUCGCAGCUCAAGGGCGUGUCGACCUUCAUGGCCGAGAUGCUGGAGACAGCCAAUAUUCUCAAGUCGGCCACGGCCGAGAGCCUGAUCAUCAUUGAUGAGCUCGGCCGCGGCACAUCGACGUACGACGGCUUUGGUCUCGCCUGGGCCAUCUCGGAGCACAUCGUCAAGGAGAUUGGGUGCUUUGCGCUGUUCGCCACCCAUUUUCACGAGUUGACCGCGCUGGCGGACCAGUAUCCUAACGUCAAGAACCUGCACGUUACGGCGCACAUCAGCGGCACUGACACUGACACCGAUGUAAUCACCGACGAAGACGAAAAGGCAAAGAAGAAGCGCGAGGUAACCCUUCUGUACAAAGUCGAACCCGGCAUCUGCGACCAGAGCUUCGGUAUCCACGUCGCCGAGCUGGUUCGGUUCCCAGACAAGGUGGUGCGCAUGGCCAAGCGCAAGGCAGACGAGCUGGAGGACUUUACCAGCAAGCAUGACGAGGAGAACGGGGGUGGUCUAGGUGUCCAGUACAGCAAGCAGGACGUGGAGGAGGGCAGUGCGCUGUUGAAAGAUGUACUGGUGAAAUGGAAGGAUGAGGUCAAGAGUGGGCAGAUAAGUAAAGAGGAGAUGGUGGCGAGGUUGAGGGAGUUGGUACAGAAGGAUGAAAGGUUGUUGGGGAAUCCGUUCUUUAAGAGUGUCCAGGCUCUGUGAGGGCGGCUUACGCGUCACUGAGUGGUGAUGGUGGACGGGUUAACUGUUAGAAAUGUUCUCAAUUGGGGGGUAUGGUUGUAAAAUGUAAGGACGGAUGCGGGCGGUG
Molecule: messenger RNA, 2920 nt
Organism: Neurospora tetrasperma FGSC 2508
Lineage: Eukaryota; Fungi; Ascomycota; Sordariomycetes; Sordariales; Sordariaceae
Exons: 2
Coding region: 1-2814 (937 amino acids)
Biological process (GO): mitotic recombination; mismatch repair
Cellular component (GO): MutSalpha complex; nucleus
Molecular function (GO): ATP binding; ATP-dependent DNA damage sensor activity; mismatched DNA binding
Source: RefSeq, a predicted model, not a curated record